AUGGCACGAAGAUUUCAUAUAAAGUAUAAUGAAUCAUUGAGAAGCCCGUACACAAUUCCCACAGUCAGAAGCUCUUCAUUUGAAGAUAAAACAACAACACUAUCCAAGAACUUCUUAUUUUGUGAGCAGACUAAAGAAUUCUUUACAAAUCGUGACAAUGGUUCAAGUGGAAGUAGUCAUGUUGGGUACUGUGGUGGCUUUACCAAGCAAGCGAUUGGAUCAAGUGUGAAUGUUCAGGAGCUGACAGUGAAUCCGGAACAUUUGAAAGGAGCAAGCAACUUGUUAUCAACCUCAGUAAAGGAAACAAAUGCUGUGUCAGAUUCAGCUUUGGUCCAUGUAAAGCAAAAAAAGUUCCAGAAUUCUCCUGAGCAUGUUUUAUCUAUGGGCUGUGAACCACAGUUGUUUAAUUCAGUAAAUUCUUUCCAUCAGCCCACAUGCCAUUUCUGUGGAUUGUCUGGGUCCUUGAGAUGUACACAAUGUAAGCAUGUAUAUUAUUGUUCUGUGGACUGUCAGAGGAAAGACUGGCAAGAACAUAGUGUUGGGUGUAAACCAUUUAAUCGCAAUACAGAUAUAGCUGAAGAUAAUGAAAAAUCGUCGGAUGAAAUCAUGAUAAAGGAAAAUUUAUUAUCUAUGGAUAAUAGUGCAGCAGAAGAUGAAGGCAAGAAAAUAACAUUCCUUGAGUUAAGUACAUUGGGACUCAAGAAAAACAUGAAAAUAGAGGGUACAGUAACUGUGUUCAACAAUCCUAAUGAUUUCUAUGUACAAGUAAACUCACCAGAGGUUCUGAGUAAUAUUAACAAACUUAGUGUGAAGUUGAAAGACUACGAUGGAGUCACUCAAGAGGAAUACAUUCCUUCCAAAGGAGAAGUUUGUGUUGCAAAAUAUUCCUUGGAUCAGACCUGGCACAGAGUGCUAAUAAAAGAUGUGGAUAUCCUUAAGAAGAGAGCUCAAGUGCUAUACAUAGACUAUGGAAAUGGAGAAAACACACCAUUUUGUAGAAUUAAACGUUUGCACAAAGAUAUUGCUGUCUUUCCACCCUGUGCCGUUAAGUGCUGUGUAGCUACUGUCAUCACAGCUACUAAAGAAUGGGAUGCAAAUUGCAGCAGUGCCGUUGCUGCAUUUCUUAUGGGCAAAUGUUGUUCAUUGACCAUUGUCAAUGUUCUGAUGGGUGAGAUGACAUCGUUUGGUGUAGAUGUUGUCCUACUUGAUUCUGGUAAGCACUUAAUUGAAAUACUGUUGGAAAUGGGACAAAGUUCAAUGGAUUCGAAUAACAAAGAAAGUUCAGCUGCUGGUCCAACCAAGGAGAAAAGCUCCACUCAGGAAAAGACAGAAGAGGGUAGAGAUGUGGUUCAUAAUGGUUGUCUAAUCCCACAGAUUAAUUCACUGUCUGUAGGAGAUGCAUUCUUUGGUAUGGUUGCCCAUAUACAGACUCCAGGAUACUUUUUUUGUCAACUCCUAGAAAAUGGCCACAAACUUGCUGAGCUUCAAACAUCCCUAAGGGAAUACUGUGACAAAAUCUCUGCUGACCCUGACUUCCGUCCAGCAGUAGGAGACCCAUGCUGUGCCCAGUUCACAGAAGACAAUCAGUGGUAUCGUGCAUCUGUUUUGUCUAAUGAAUCUGAGAAAACUGUUCUGGUGGGUUAUAUAGAUUUUGGGAACUUUGAAGUCCUUCAUUUAAGUAGACUUCGUCCAAUAAUUCCCAAAUUAGUGGAGUUACCGAUGCAGGCUAUGAAGUGUACAUUAGCAGGUGUAAAACCAAUAUCUGAAACUUGGUCCACAGAAGCAACUACUUCCAUGAAAUCACUGGUACAAAAUAAAGUGGUCACCAUAACAGUAAUGGAUAAAAAUGAGAACACUUUUGCAGUAGAACUUAUAGAUGCAUCAGUGACUCCAACUAUAAAUGUGCGUGAAAGCCUUUUAGAGUCUGGAUGUGCAGUGAAAGUAGAUGCCGCCAUCUUGACAGUGCUUGAGAGAAGCACUGGAAUAUUGCAAGAGGUGAAUGAUCAAAAGCCGAACAAAGUUGAUUGGGCCUGGGUCACAUUAACACCUAAAGAGGUGGUAGAUGUCAUGGUGUGUAUGCUAUACAGCCCUGGAGAGUUCUAUUGCCAGAUAUUAAGCAACCACGACCUGAAGGUUCUAGAAGAACUCAAUAUAUCCUUAGCAGAAUAUUGCCAGAAAACAGCUCCUAGUGUUUCUAAAAUAGCAAAGGGAAAGCCAUGCUGUGCAUAUUUCUCUGGUGAUGGUAGAUGGUAUCGUGCUUUGGUAGAAGAGUCCACUUCAGAUCAGACCUGUAAAGUUCAAUUUGUGGAUUAUGGAAACAUUGAAGUGGUUACUCUGGAUAAACUGAGACAGAUUUCAUCCAAAUUUUUGAAACUUCCAUUUCAAGCAAUCAGAUGUUGGUUGUCAGGUGUCAGGCCCAUAAACAAGGAAUGGACCACAGAAGCUGUAUUGGCGCUUCAGAUGUGCACAGCUGGGAAGAAGCUUCAAGCCAGAGUAGUUUCUCUAACCACAGAUGGUGCUGAAGUAGAGCUUAUUGACAAUUCUGCUGGCAGUCCCAUAAUGUUCAGUGAAGUUUUAAUUAAUGAAUGUUUGGCUUUAAAAAUGGAAACACUGUCAAAUCGGAAUAUGCUGCUGGGUGAAUUGCCAGCCACUGAUUUCCAAGAAAUGUCUAUAUACACACAGUGGACAACAGAAGAAUUUCCAGUUAAUGAAACCGUGUCUGUCCGUGUGUUAGAAGUGAUCAACCCUGGCUUAUUUUAUGUAGUACCAAUGAAAGCCAAAGUAGAUCCACAGAAGCUGCAUGGACUAAUGCUUCAACUUGCUGAUUACUGCACCUCUCAAAACAAUCAUGUCUUCAAACCAAAAGCUGGUGAAGCCUGUUGUGCCAAAUUCUCAGGUGAUGACCGUUGGUACCGUGCUGUUGUUUUGGAAGUUUUUGUGUCAGAAGUGAAAGUGGCAUAUGCAGAUUAUGGAAAUGUGGAGAUAUUACCGCUUUCUAGGCUGCUACCUAUAACUGCCCCCUACUUGGAACUACCUUUUCAAAUAUUUAAGUGCUCCCUUGCAGGAAUUAUGGAACUGGAUGGAAAGUGGUCUAUAUCUGCGACAGAGAGGCUAAAGGCUGUCAUACUGAAUGAGUGUGUGAUUGUAAUGGUGACAGGAGUUGCUGAAAAUAUUCAUGCAGUAACAGUGAAUAAACAUUGUGAAAAUAAUAUUCUGAAUGUCGCUGACCAGCUGGUAAUUGAAAACCUGGCAAAACAUAGCAACAGUGAGAAUCAGUGUGCAAAGAAGACCAAAUGUUGUUGUACAGAAUUAAAGAAGCAAGUUGCAAGGCUUGAAGGGAUCCUCUCUUUUCUUCUGAAAGAUCAUUUUGGUGAAGAUAAAGUUCCUGAGAUUACUCUGUUGGGGAGCUAGAACUCUGCUGCAA
Messenger RNA from Euleptes europaea (tarantolino), 3424 nucleotides. It is a transcript of the gene TDRD1, whose product is annotated as tudor domain containing 1. Bases 1 to 3411 code for a protein of 1136 amino acids. The record is from RefSeq and is a predicted model, not a curated record. Lineage: Eukaryota; Metazoa; Chordata; Lepidosauria; Squamata; Sphaerodactylidae. The transcript is spliced from 24 exons.